AUGUAUGCCGAAAAGUUGUAUCUCAAAUGUCUUCCAUGGCAAUUUGAUUGUCAUUUUGGUAUUCCACGAUGCAUUUCACAGUUCAAAGUUAACGAUGGUGCAAUCGAUUGCAUUUCUGGAUUUGAUGAAGGUUGUCCACCACAUAAUUUCGUUUGUGCUGAUAAAAGCGCAUGCAUUGAUUUUUCAAAAUAUCAGGAUGGUAUAGCACAUUGCAAGGACAAAUCGGAUGAACCAUGUCCAGCUGGUGAUUUUUUAUGCAACGAUCAUUCGCAGUGUAUUGAUGGAAAACGUUUUCAGGAUGGCUUUUCCGAUUGUAAAGAUGGUUCAGAUGAAGAAUGUACAGUUACUCAAUUUGAAUGUAGUUGUGGAACAAUUCGAUGCAUAGAUGCUGAAAUGCUAAAAGAUGGUAAAAAAGAUUGCGAAGAUGGCUCCGAUGAAAUUGGCCCAUCAGCGCAAAAGUUUUGCGCAAAUGGUAAAUUAAUUCGACAAAAUAGAGCUAAAAAUCGUACCGUACAAUAUCCAACAUAUAGCGCAAUUGCAAAAUGUCCUGAUCCAUCGAUUUGUAAUGAUCAAUUGGGAGAAAUAUGCAUUAUGGUUGGUGGUGCAACGCAUUGUGUUUGUAAAAAAGGAACCAUUCGACCGCAAGGUUCACCGCGGUGUGUAUUGGAACCUUUACUUCAACAAUACCUUAAUAAUAUUAUUGGUAAUUGCACCGAAAUUCAGAAAGAUUUAAUCGAAGUUUAUGGCGAGAAAAUAAGCUUUUCAAAUGAUUCACCUCGUCUAACUUAUGCUCGUAAAGAAACAGGAUGUGAUCCAAAGUCAAAAAUACCAUGCAAAGGUUAUGGUGAGAUAUGUCGGCCAGAUUCAUCUGGUCGUCAUCGUUGCACAUGCGCAAACAAUGGUACUCGUAUGGAUAGCAUUUGCUUAGUAAAUGAGUGUAUGAGCCCAGAAUUAAAUGAUUGCGAUCCAAAUGCAUCCUGCAUGGAUAGCAUACUAUCAUAUGAAUGUUUCUGCAACGAAGGAUUCAUCGAUACUUCAAUUUCACCUAAAAUACGACCUGGAAUUAAAUGCGCAAAAUUGGUGGAUGAAUGUGCAUCAAAAGCUGCAAAUCAAUGUGAUGAAAAUGCGGAUUGUAUUGAUAAGCCGAUCGGUUACACAUGUCGUUGUCGUAAUGGCUACGUUGAUAUUUCGGAAGGUGGCGCAAGAAAUCCGGGGCGGAAAUGUCAUAAAUUAAUGGAUGAAUGUCAAAUGGGUUUAGCUGAUUGUGAUCCAAAAGCAAUUUGCAUAGAUAUGACAUAUAGUUAUACAUGCAAAUGUCCACAUGGUUUUGCAGACAAGUCAACAGAUCCGAUUAAUAAGCCUGGUCGAAUUUGUUCCAAAUUGAUCAAUUCAUGUGAUUCACCGAACUUUACGGGAUGUCAAUCGAAAGAAUCGAAAUGUAUUGGUACAAAAGAUGGUUUUGUAUGCCGUUGCAUCGAUGGCUAUAUCGAUCUAAAUCCGGCAAAUCCGGGAAUAAAUUGUUCUAAAGCAGGUCGAGAGUUGGACAUAAUUGAAGAGAAGGUUGAAAUUAUAAUUAGUGGAAAGGUGGGAAAGAUAAGAGAACAGUGUAGAGGUGGGGGUGGUCUCUGUCUUCGGCGACCAUUUCUGUUGUUACCUUUGCCGAUCAAAGAAGGGUUUUGA
This is a messenger RNA of Brugia pahangi, 1680 nucleotides long. Lineage: Eukaryota; Metazoa; Nematoda; Chromadorea; Rhabditida; Onchocercidae. The record is from the annotation of a GenBank genome assembly.